CAGUCCAAGCUGCCCGGGCAGAGUAGAUACCCAUUUGGAUGGAGGGGAAACUGUUUAUUUACAUCAGUUACUCGUGGCUCGCAGAAUGAAUGGCAUCUGGGAAUGCAGCUGUUUACAUUUUUAUGGAAAACUGGCUAAUGAUCAGAGUGUUGUUUCAGCGAUAUGAUUAUGAUAAAUUAUGUUGUAUAGACUGUCAGCGUGAUUUGCUAUGGUGAUACCACAGGCUAACCCCAAGCUAACACAGAGACUGUUUUGGGAGAUAGCUUUUUGAACGAACUUGUACGCUGACACAUGAAUUAGACACUUUGUGAAUUUUCAGCAAGCUGGGACACAAAGGGGAAUGUCUAACCAAGGAGUUAGGAGAAAUGGCCCAGUAAAGCUGCGGUUGACAGUCCUAUGUGCAAAGAACCUGGCAAAGAAAGACUUCUUCCGGUUGCCAGAUCCUUUUGCCAAAGUGGUGGUGGACGGUUCAGGACAGUGCCACUCUACAGAUACUGUGAGAAAUACGCUGGACCCAAAGUGGAAUCAGCAUUAUGAUCUAUACAUUGGCAAGGCAGACUCCAUCACUAUUAGUGUAUGGAACCACAAGAAGAUCCACAAAAAGCAGGGCGCAGGUUUCCUGGGCUGUGUCCGCCUCCUGUCCAAUGCCAUCAACAGACUUAAAGACACUGGCUAUCAGAGACUGGACCUGAAUAAGCUGGGCCCCAAUGACAAUGAUACUGUGAGAGGACAGAUCGUAGUAAGUCUUCAGUCCAGGGAUCGCAUUGGGACAGGAGGACCGGUGGUGGACUGCAGUCGCCUGUUUGACAAUGACUUGCCCGAUGGUUGGGAAGAAAGGCGGACGGCUUCAGGAAGGAUACAGUACCUAAACCACAUCACACGUACCACUCAAUGGGAGAGACCUACCAGGCCAGCAUCAGAGUACUCCAGCCCAUCAGGGCGUCCACUGAGCUGCGUAGUGGACGAGAACACACCAGUGGUGACACCCGUUAACGGGGCUGAGGCCAGUGGUCCACCAGGCGAGCAGCGGGUUCAGGAGAGACGGGUUCGAUCACAGCGGCAUCGUAACUACAUGAGUCGUACACACCUGCAUACGCCACCUGACCUGCCUGAGGGUUAUGAGCAAAGAACAACUCAGCAGGGCCAGGUCUACUUCCUCCAUACACAGACGGGAGUCAGUACCUGGCAUGACCCCCGAGUACCCAGGGACCUAAGCAAUGUGAACUGUGAGGAGCUUGGCCCAUUGCCACCAGGCUGGGAGAUCCGAAACACAGCCACCGGCCGUGUCUACUUUGUCGACCACAACAAUCGUACAACACAGUUCACAGACCCGCGGCUGUCUGCUAACUUGCAUCUAGUACUCAACAGCCCAAGUACAAAUGGUUCCCGUGUGGCCACGGACAGCCAAAACACUAACCUCAGUCAUCUGACUCAGUUGAAGGACCAGGUUGGUCCAGGGGUCCCUCAGCAAGCUCUGUCUCCAGCCCAGCUACCUGAAGAGGCAGAGUGCCUGACUGUGCCCAAAUACAAGAGAGACCUGGUGCAGAAGCUGAAGACCCUACGGCAAGAGCUGUCUCAGCAGCAACCCCAGGCUGGCCACUGCCGCAUCGAGGUCUGCCGGGAGGAGAUAUUUGAGGAGUCGUACCGACAGGUGAUGAAGAUGCGUCCAAAGGAUCUCUGGAAAAGACUGAUGAUCAAAUUCAGAGGAGAGGAGGGACUGGACUAUGGUGGGGUAGCAAGGGAAUGGUUAUACCUGCUGUCCCACGAGAUGCUGAAUCCCUACUAUGGCCUGUUCCAGUACUCCAGAGAUGACAUCUACACUCUACAGAUUAACCCUGACUCUGCAGUCAACCCAGAGCACCUGUCGUACUUCCACUUUGUGGGUCGUAUCAUGGGCAUGGCGGUGUUCCACGGCCACUACAUUGAUGGAGGCUUCACUCUGCCCUUCUACAAACAGCUGCUGGGAAAGCCGAUCACGCUGGACGAUAUGGAGUCUGUUGACCCCGACCUCCACAACAGCCUUGUCUGGAUUCUGGACAAUGACAUCACAGGCGUCUUGGACCACACUUUUUGUGUGGAGCACAACGCCUAUGGAGAAAUCAUUCAGCAUGAACUGAAGCCCAGCGGCAAGAGUAUUCCCGUCACAGAGGACACGAAGAAGGAGUAUGUCCGCUUGUAUGUGAACUGGCGAUUUCUGCAUGGCAUCGAAGCUCAGUUUCUUGCCCUGCAGAAAGGCUUCAAUGAGGUCAUCCCUCAACAUCUGCUCAAAACUUUUGACGAGAAGGAACUGGAGUUGAUAGUGUGUGGCCUGGGAAAGAUCGACAUUUCAGACUGGAAGUCCAACACCCGUCUGAAGCACUGCACCCCAGACAGCAACAUCGUCAAGUGGUUUUGGAAAGCUGUGGAAUCGUUUGAUGAGGAGAGGAGGGCCCGACUGCUGCAGUUUGUUACUGGCUCAUCCAGAGUCCCGCUGCAAGGCUUCAAGGCUUUACAGGGUGCUGCAGGGCCCAGACUCUUCACCAUUCAUCAGAUCGAUGCCAACACCAACAAUCUGCCCAAAGCCCACACCUGCUUCAAUCGGAUUGACAUUCCACCCUACGAGAGCUAUGACAAGUUGUAUGACAAGCUGCUGACGGCGAUUGAGGAAACCUGUGGCUUCGCAGUGGAAUAACAAACAUUGGAGAGUGUGCGGAAACAUGAAACUGUGUGCAGAACUCUGAUGGCCUAUUAUUGUCACUGCAGUGUGCGGACAGGCUUACUCAGAACCUGAUGUAUGCGCCUUCGACCAACUGGCAGUCUUCCUUUUUCACUCAUCCACAUUCUUGUCUUAUUGAUAUCUGUUUGAACAGCUGCUAGAGUCGCCCCGUCUUUUGUUUGUGUAGCUCACAUGAAAUACAGAGAGCAAGUUAAGAGCCGCUACAUUAAGAACUGCAGCAUUUCAUUAACAGUUAUUAUGAGUUUUUGUUUUGUUUUUUUGUCAGCUCCCUUUGUAGGCUGAAUAAAGCUUGAUUUAUGGUUCUGCCUUUAAUCUACACAGAGCCUACGGCGUAUGCUAUGUAUGUCAGAGGAGAUGGUCUGUACGACUGUUGAACCAGCUGAGGCAGAAUGAGGUUGAUAUUCCGGGCUUGUCUGGCCACUGAGAGGCAUGAAUGAGGAAAUGCGAUGUAGCCAAUCACGGUUGUUCUCUGCGUCAACACAACGUGCAGUUACAUUUCUGGAGAAGUGCACUUCAAUCUAUUGCAUAAGGUGCAAGGCUGCACACUACCUACAUCAUAGGUACAGUGUAGGUUUAACACAGAACCAUAUCAUCAAGCUUUAGACGUGAAAGUAUCUUACAAAAGUGUUUCUUUUUAAAAAUUUCUCAAAUGCACCACUGUUUGGUUUUACAAUUAGAAGUGACUGAACUGAUCCUUAUCAUGCUACUGAAUCUUCAACACUGCAGGUAGCCAUAUCUUGCCCUUAGCAAAUCAUAUUAACCUCAGUCAACACACCUUCCAGCGCUCAUGGCUGCAGAGUCAGUGUGCUUCAUCUUGUAUCAGUACCUCAGUGAAACACUUUUAUAUUUGAAGGGUUUAGUUUAAAAAUGCUAUGAAUUGUCUCUUGGAAAAGUUAGUAGCUGAUGUAAUCUGCAUUCAGAGUAGAAAUCCUUUGUUUUGUUUUGAGGGUGGGUUUCCCCACAGUGCUUCGUAAUUAGUUUAUACCUGCAAAACCAUAUAAUUUAAAUAGUGAAUAUAUCAUUUUGAAAUGGAGCUCAUACAGGCAAGUCUGAUUCAUUAGUGGCACUUUUGAAUCAAGCUUGCGGUGGUUGUGUAAAGGUGAGAGAUGGACUAUGGUGAAGAAGAAGCUAUAAAUCUUAUAUUUUCCCUGAUAACUGCCCACUGUGGCCACAGCUCUUGUUUAACGUGUUUUUGCAUGUCUGUACAAAUGUAGAUUUGUAGACAACAGAGUUGGGCAUUUUGUAGACAAGUUCCCCUUCAACUCGACUUGCACAGUUUCUUGUGUAAGCCGCUGCAAUGUUAGAGCUGAACUUGUUCAUCUUCCUUUUCUCUUAUUCACACAUUUGUCUCCAGCAGUUACAUGUACAGUAUGCAUGUUUUUCAGCCCAGCAUAACUGUCUGUCAGAUCCGAUGCGAAAAGGACACACACACACACACACACACACACACACACAUCCAUGGGACCAGGCUUCGUAACAAGCUUUUCAAGGCAGAUGUCUGUUUUCAUUCUCUUCAGUUUAAAAAGGCAGAAGUGUUUCUUUCUCGCGCUCGUCACUUAGUGCACUUUACAAACUGAGCAGUGAUGACAGGAGUGCAUUCUUUGUUAGAUUAAAAUGUAUCACGUUUAACUUGCUAUACAACUACAUUAAAAUAUACAGAGUAAAAAGUAUCUAUACACCAUUUUUGAGUAUAUAUGUAUAAAUACAUAGCUAUUUUAUAUACUGUUGUUUGUUCUUUCUGUUCAGUUUAAAUACAAGCAUGUUGGUGUCUGCCACAGACCUCUUUUCAUUCUCAGGUGAAUCGUCCUGUUAUUGUUUUAUUUUACAUUUAUUAGGCUAGUAUGUGAGGAUGGGUAGAACUGGUUUUAAUGGGAACUAUUUAAACCUAUGAUGGAGUGUAAAACUUGUUAAAGUUGUGCAAUUUUCUUUUGGUCGAACACUUUCACUUUUUAAACACACACACCUUCAUAGGAGAACAAGAAAGGCCUUAUUUGCUGCUCUGGAAGUCUGUCACCACUGAUUACCAAACUGCACAGACGACGGUGUGAUUUCAUAUGCACAGGAGCAGCCGGCUUGCUUUUAAAUAUUCAUGUUGCAAAGAAAUAGACUGAAAUGUUGUUGGCGGCCUCACGUCGCCAGAUCUGAAAAUGUUGACUGCUG
Monopterus albus (swamp eel) is the source of this 4876-nucleotide messenger RNA. Its product is annotated as E3 ubiquitin-protein ligase SMURF2. Gene Ontology annotation, cellular component: cytoplasm. The record is from RefSeq and is a predicted model, not a curated record. Gene Ontology annotation, biological process: proteasome-mediated ubiquitin-dependent protein catabolic process; negative regulation of BMP signaling pathway; protein ubiquitination. Bases 341 to 2671 code for a protein of 776 amino acids. Lineage: Eukaryota; Metazoa; Chordata; Actinopteri; Synbranchiformes; Synbranchidae. The transcript is spliced from 20 exons. Gene Ontology annotation, molecular function: ubiquitin protein ligase activity; SMAD binding.